UUUUUUUUUUUUUUUUUUUUUUCGCGAUUAGAUGGUCUCUUGUGAUGACGCAUGCGGAAUUCUUUUUCUUUUCGUUUCUACUUCCUACGGUACCAUACAGGUGUGGUGUUUCGAAUUCAGACAGCCGACUCAGUAUUUAUCAUUUUUUAAUUGCGGUUUUUGCGAUUUGAGCAUAUGUGGGUCUUAGAUUUUUCUUUUGUUUGAACUGGUUUUUACCACUGGUGGUUAAAAUGGUCGCAUCCAAAAAGAAGCAACAUGGUUAUUGGGGAUUUGUUUCAAACUGAUAUUACACUUAUCAUAUUUAUUCUGCGGUUGGUUUUACAAAGUUCUCGAGCAAGCCGUGUCACGAAGCCUUUUUUUUUUUUUUUUUUCUUUUUU
Molecule: messenger RNA, 378 nt
Organism: Aspergillus caelatus
Lineage: Eukaryota; Fungi; Ascomycota; Eurotiomycetes; Eurotiales; Aspergillaceae
Exons: 1
Coding region: 32-187 (51 amino acids)
Source: RefSeq, a predicted model, not a curated record